Molecule: messenger RNA, 1621 nt
Organism: Trichoderma atroviride IMI 206040
Lineage: Eukaryota; Fungi; Ascomycota; Sordariomycetes; Hypocreales; Hypocreaceae
Source: RefSeq, a predicted model, not a curated record
AUGUUUAUGCGGACGGCAAAAGAGAACGUUUUCUUUUUGGGGGGGUUCGGGGCGCAAUACACAAAGUUCAAAGGUGAACUUGAUUGGGGAGCACAGUACCUACUUGAGCAAUGAUUUAAUAAUACUACCAAUAAAAAAUAUACAAAAAUAAAACAGCAAAAACAAUACAAAAAAAAAAAUACAGUAUUAUUUUAUCAAUUAAUUAGAUUUAUUUUAGCAUCUUUCUUUCAUUCCUGCUUCUGUAGAAAAUAAUUCAUUACUCCGCUAAAAACAAAGAUGUUAACACUGGCACACAGCUCAGUACUAGUAGUAGUAGUCGAUAGAUCUAGGUACUUGCAUUUUCCGUGCACGCAAAUACGAAUUCAAAGUACCUCGGAGUGCGAUCCCGGAAAAAAGAAACAUCCCCGGAUUUCUGUCUGGGGGGAAGCCAGAAGCGGCUCAUCUAGCGCAUAGUUGAAGGCCAUAAUUAACCGGUGUCGAUGGCAAGCUACAUCUCACGGCUUCUGCGUAAGAUGAUUGUUCAUUCAUCUUUUUUCUGAUACAGGUUGAUCGAGAAGGCGACAGGUCACCAAUUGUUGCUUCUACUUCCUCGGCCAGUACCGCUUGUACAUUUCGUCGGCUCUUUGUGGAUUAGCAGUACAUCACCAGUCCAAGUAAGAAUUAAGAACUAAACAUGUUCAAUUUCUCAUCUAUUUUUGCCGCGUCUCGCACAAGACUGUUUGGCCCAGCUGAUUCCAUUCCGCGCUGAAAAUCCCCCCUCAGUGACUCGAGUCGUUCUCCCGAUACCAGCCGCAGCAUCAAGUACCCAAACUCGGCAAUUGUCCAAACCUAGGCCUAGUACUAGCAGCACCGAGGAAUCCAUGCUCACAUCAUCGUCGCUGUAUUAAAAGCUGUUUAGCCUCACUCCUGCCCAUCCUCUGACUUCAUCUCUUCUUUUUUUUUCCUCCUGCUAUACAUCUCAUCGCUCCUGCUCCAUUUCCACUGCGUUUCGAUCUUCUCUCAUCCUCUAAGCUCCCCGCAGCUCGUCCACUGUGCGCCAUAGCAGAAACAUCAAAUCCCAUCAAAAUGACCCAACGCGUCCACCGAGUCACCAUGUUCAAGCUCCCCAAGAAGGAGGACCAGGAAAAGCUCCUAGCCCUCUACGAAACCGUCAGAGAUACAAGCACAAAGGAUGGCAAGCCCUACAUUCUCAGCAUGGCCGUCGGCGCCUGUGAGCCCGACCAGCGUUCUCAGGGCUACGACUUCGCCGCCAAGUUUGAGUUUGCCAGCCUGGAGGACAUGCGGUACUACGACGACGAGUGUCCCGCGCACCAGGCCCUCAAGGCGGCCGCUCGCAGCUUGGACGUCGGGGGACUGAUGACAAUCUACUUCAAGGAACUGCUCACGGGGGGCAUCUGAGCCAUUGAAAGACACCAGCAGUUACUUGGCUGCGAGACAGCUGAGGAGACGGGGCGAAAGGAUAGCCAAAAGCUACUUACGGUUUCACCCACUUUAUUCAUGCUUGGAGCUGCAUAAGCACUUGCACGGUAAUAUCUAGAAUUUGCCCUUUUAAAUUUUAGAACACAACACCUAAAAAACUAAUGAAAAAAAAACUAAUGAAAACUUUACAUGUCAAGAGGCG